Ostrea edulis (European flat oyster) is the source of this 1421-nucleotide messenger RNA. RefSeq names its product interferon-induced protein 44-like. The transcript is spliced from 6 exons. The coding region runs from base 110 to 1063 and encodes 317 amino acids. The record is from RefSeq and is a predicted model, not a curated record. Lineage: Eukaryota; Metazoa; Mollusca; Bivalvia; Ostreida; Ostreidae.
CAGAAUAUAUAUUCUAUCGUUAUUACCUGGUAAUAUUCAUCAGAAGCGAGAGGAAAUAAAAGAAAGUGAAGACUGUAUACGUACACUUCCAGCAAAGGAGGAUCUAACUAUGGAGUACAAAAAAGAACAAUCACCACAAGAAACUUCUCCCGAUACGCUUCGUCAACCAUGGCAUGAAAUGGACGAUUAUGAAUGGAACGAGACGUCACUGGAGCAUUUGUUGACAGAAAUUGAAAAAUACACACCUUUGGCAGAACUUAGGGGUCGUCCAAAGAAGAUUCGAUACGUCAAUGUAUUGUUGAUGGGGCGCAUCGCCUCUGGAAAAUCCAGCUUCUUCAAUACCGUUGAAUCUGUGAUCAAAGGGAGGCUAUCGAUUAGAUCACGUACCGAUUGUGCUGCAUCCAGUUUAGCAAAAUCACUCGACGUUUACAAAGUGAAGGGGAGAAGAACAUUCCGACAUCUGCGAUUUAGAAUGCUAGAUUGCCGCUGUUUAGAAGAGGACCAGAGUAUUAACUCACGUGAUGUGGAGGCCAUUCUGGACGGUCACGUAAUGGACGGAUACGUGUUUAAUCAAGGUACACCUAUCAGUAAAGACAAUUCCAAGUUCAGGAAAGACCCCAGUAUUGGUGACCGCGUACACUGUGUGCUAUUCGUGGUGGACGGGUCCAACCCACCCGAGAUAACCAUGUCUCAGAAUGUCGAAAAACAAGUGAAAGAACUCCAGGAACUAAUGAAUGGAAGAAGAAUUCCUCAGCUGAUCCUCCUCACCAAAAUCGAUACGAUAGUCACUGUAAAGGAAGACUUAUCUAAAGUUUUUCACAGUAGAAGUGUUUUGGAGAUGCGGGAUAAGGUCGCCAUGUCGUUUGGUUUGCCAUCAUAUACUGUACUUCCCAUGCAAAAUCUCGCCAAUUCUCGGACUGCAUCCACAGAGAUUAAAAUGUUAACGUUAUACAACUUACGUCAGAUCCUCCGAGCUGCAGACGACUAUCUAGAAAAUUUCGAAGACGAAAUAUUGGCGGAUACAAACCAAAUACCAUGCUGUGGCCUUCAGUUGCACAUUUAGAUAUAUCGACAUUUUAUCUAUCAACUAUAAUCAUUUUCUUUCAUAUGUCGACUCGAUAUAUACCUGUGAACACGACAUAAAGGACACCACAAAAUCCUCCACAUCUGUUUCGUACUCAGACAUUUUAUAGAAAAUAAAUAUUAACGGCAAACUAACAACUCAAUUUUAUGACAAACGGGAUUAUUUCAGAUUCUCGAUCAUUAACUUCCAAUAUUUAUGUAAUAAUACUCCAUUAUCACCUACAUAUGGUGUUUAUAUAUCUCAACAGAUUCGAUACGCAAGACCUUGUUUUGCGUAUGAUCUGUUUUCAAAUCGAAGCAGGCUACUGAGAAAUAAAUUGAUGUUACAGAAGUUUCAA